AUAUGUCAAUAAGUCUACGACCUUUAACUCUGCUCACAAGAAAUUUAUUGCUUCAAAGAGUUUUGCUGUAUAGAGCAGAAGCCACGUGUCAUCAUAAUAUGUAGUGUAAUUGUCAAAUCUGAUCGCCGGAGGACCUGAUUGGUUAAGCCAAGGUCACGAAAUCUGAUCGUCCAUGCUCAAAGGAACAGGCCGUGUGCCGCUUCUGUUCUCUUCGCUGGACAAUUAGAAGAAUGACUUCGGAAAUUGAUAAAGAGGAGUUAAAAAAGCGUUUGACACCGCUGCAAUGGCAUGUAACGCAGGAAAAGGGGACAGAGAGACCAUUCAGUGGUUGUUACAACAAAUUCUACGAAAGAGGCACAUACACCUGUAUAAUUUGUGAUCAAGAAUUAUUUUCUUCUGAUACAAAAUAUGACAGUGGCUGUGGUUGGCCUGCAUUCAACGAAGUAUUGGAACAGGGACGAGUCAAGUUAACCAAAGAUACUACGCAUGUUGGUGGAAAUCUACUACUGCUGAUCGCAAACCCAGAUAUGGUGCGGACUGAAGUAACCUGUUCGAAGUGCGGUUCACAUUUGGGGCACGUGUUUAACGAUGGUCCAAAGCCCACAAGGAAGCGAUUUUGCAUCAACUCUGCAUCCAUAAACUUCCAUUCGGCAGGAGAAGAAAAGAAGACACCAUCAUAAGACUAGUGGAGAAAGAACUUUAAAUAAGAUUUUAGGAAAAGAAUGAUGAAGUCAAACUUGUACUGAUAAAAAAUUUAUAUUUCUUAACAAAUACUGUGACUGCAUAUGAUACUUUCAAUUAGAUUUUGCUACUACCAUUUAAAAAUUUAGUUACUUUUUGAAAAGAAAAUAUGUAAACAUCGUACAUAACAAAAAAAUAUUUUUACGUUAAAUAUUAUGAGCAAUAUUUUCAUGUAUAUUGCAUAUUUAUUAUGAACAGCUUCACUGUCUAUACUUUAUAAAUGCUAAAUUUGUUUCUAAUUAUUAGAAGCAUAGAUUCCACAAGAGGAUAUAAAUAUAUGUAUUUAUGCAUAAUACAGUGAUAACUUAUGUCAUAUUAA
Megalopta genalis is the source of this 1060-nucleotide messenger RNA. It is a transcript of the gene SelR, whose product is annotated as methionine sulfoxide reductase SelR. Gene Ontology annotation, biological process: response to oxidative stress; protein repair. Lineage: Eukaryota; Metazoa; Arthropoda; Insecta; Hymenoptera; Halictidae. The record is from RefSeq and is a predicted model, not a curated record. Gene Ontology annotation, cellular component: cytoplasm. Gene Ontology annotation, molecular function: peptide-methionine (R)-S-oxide reductase activity.